AGCACUUCCUCAGAGGAGAGCGACGUGCCGCCGGGGCAGGGAGGUGAGUGAGCUGCACGCCCGGGCUGUGUGACCCGAACCCGCUCGCUGCCAGCCCGCACCGACAGGCAACGCCGGCAAGAUGGAGCAGGCAUGUGAUGAUAUAGAUGAAAUGUUCAGCAAUUUACUGGGGGAAAUGGACCUGCUAACACAGAGUUUAGGAGUGGAAACCGUCCAGCCUCCAUCCCCCAAAGCAUCUAAUAAAGAGUAUAACUUUACAGUUGGCUUUACAGAUUUAAAUGAAUCUUUAAUUACGCUGGAGGACAGUGACUUGGAUGCUUUAAUGGCUGAUCUGGUAGCAGACCUAAGUGAAGUUGAACAGAAGACAUUACAAGCAAAGAAUACUUCUUCUCAAUGCCCACAAACUGCAGUCACUCAGCCUUCAACAGGUGUUUGUGCUGCUGCUUCUUAUGGUUGUAAAUCAAAUGUCCCUGUUGUCACUGGGCAUUUUGAAGAUGACUUGCCCCCUCCACCUCCAGAUCCUGUUUUUGACCUCCCACUACCACCUCCCCCUCCUGAACCACUCACUCAGGAAGAGCUAGAGGUACAAGAAAAAGCUGACAAAAUUAAACUUGCAUUGGAAAAAUUGAAGGAAGCCAAGGUUAAAAAGCUUGUCGUCAAGGUGCACAUGACUGAUAACAGUACUAAAGCACUGAUGGUGGAUGAACGACAGAUAGCACGGGAUGUUUUAGAGAACCUCUUUGAGAAAACCCACUGUGAUUGCAAAGUGGACUGGUGCCUGUAUGAAAUAUACCCAGAACUACAAAUUGAAAGGUUUUUUGAAGACCACGAAAAUGUUAUUGAAGUCUUAUCAGACUGGACCCGGGACAGUGAAAAUAAGGUUUUGUUUUUGGAAAAAAAGGAAAAAUAUGCUGUGUUCAAAAAUCCUCAGAAUUUCUACCUGGCAAACAAAGGAAAAAAUGAAAGCAAGGGAAUGAAUGAGAAAAACAAAGAGUGUCUACUGGAGGAAAGCUUCUGUGGGACAUCUGUCAUUGUGCCAGAACUUGAAGGGGCCCUUUAUUUGAAGGAGGAUGGAAAAAAGUCCUGGAAGAGGCGCUAUUUUCUUCUACGAGCUUCUGGAAUUUAUUACGUCCCCAAAGGAAAAACCAAGACAUCCCGGGAUUUGGCUUGCUUUAUACAGUUCGAGAAUGUGAAUGUUUAUUAUGGUAUUCAGUACAAACUGAAAUUCAAGGCACCUACAGAUUACUGCUUUGUCUUAAAGCACCCGCAGAUUCAAAAGGAGUCACAAUAUAUCAAGUAUUUGUGCUGUGAUGAUCAAUCGAGUCUACAGCAAUGGGUAACAGGAAUAAGAAUUGCCAAGUAUGGCAAGACACUGUAUGAUAACUACAAACGUGCAGUACAAAGGGUCAGCUUGGCCUCUCAAUGGGCAAACCUUGUGACUGUGGAACCAGCUGUCACUGCAGGAUCAUUCUUGACAGGUACUGCUCAAACAAAUGGACAGAUUCCCCAGAACACACCCUCUGCCAGGUUGGAGACCCAGAAACACACUGAGAUGACAAAGGAUAAGAAACCAAAUGAUGUCAAUAGCUGCCAUUUAGCGCAACCGACUGGCCAACCGCAGACAUACCAGAAUAAACGUGCCUCAAUAAAGCCUCCACCACCACCACAAAGACGAUCUUCAGCUGUGAGCUCUGUACCUCUUCUACCUGUCCAACCCAAACGUGAAAGCUUAGUUUUCUCAUCAGAUCCAGACACUUUUCCAGCACCUCCACCUGAAAUGGCAGAUGAUUUGCCACCCCCACCACCUGACUUCGGUGAAGAUCCUCCAGAUUUUGUGCCCCCCCCACCACCCACCUGUAGCAGCAGCAAUGAAGACCUGUUACCACCCCCUCCACCUCCUCCUCCUCAGGCUUCUGUCUGCACUAAGCCCCUACCUGUGACAAAGAAACCUGUGCCACUUCCACCAAAAAGGCAAGAGAACACUGAACGGAUGGAAGAAUCAAAGUCAAUGGGGCUCCCUCCAUCUGGAGGUGGAAGUGGACAAGUAUUAAGUGAAUGA
Messenger RNA from Pelodiscus sinensis (Chinese soft-shelled turtle), 2059 nucleotides. RefSeq names its product amyloid beta precursor protein binding family B member 1 interacting protein (gene APBB1IP). Gene Ontology annotation, biological process: signal transduction. NCBI's taxonomy places the organism in Eukaryota, Metazoa, Chordata, Testudines, Trionychidae. The record is from RefSeq and is a predicted model, not a curated record. Gene Ontology annotation, cellular component: plasma membrane; cytosol.